Messenger RNA from Rubroshorea leprosula, 1277 nucleotides. The record is from the annotation of a GenBank genome assembly. Lineage: Eukaryota; Viridiplantae; Streptophyta; Magnoliopsida; Malvales; Dipterocarpaceae.
AUUCGAAAAAAAAAAACAAAAGGAAUUCACUACAUACAAGUUUACACAUUACGCUUAAAAAAAAUCUUGACCAUUCAUCUCUCCACUUUCAAUGGUUGAGAUUUAUCAUGAUUUUUUAGAUGAAAAAGAGAAUUAUCUAAGUGGAGUGGAGAGAUAAAUGGUUAAGACUUUGUAUAAGUUCAUUGUGUAAAACUUAUGUGUAAAUGGAUUCUAACUCCUAAAAAAAACUUCUACAUCAAAAAAAAAGGGUUCAAAGCGACCCUAUGACCUUUGAAAGAACAAACCAAGAAACACUUAACGAGUUGGAAGGCUAACUAGAUAAUCCAAUAUAGUUCAGACUUCUUUUGACAUGAGUUGUAACGGCUAUGCAAAAGCUGACAAAAAUCUUGCCCUUAAAUACCAUCAGAUCCAUCAUCCUGUCAGACCCAUCAUCGUUUGCAUUGAGGGUGUUAGAGCAAGCAACAAUGGCUAUGCGAGCAGGAGACUCAGAUGAUCUCAUCUGCAGGACGAUAGCAAUACUCCACUGUAUACACCAUUCUACCCUUCUAACCAACCUCCAUCUCCACCAUCCCAUCCCUUCUGUCCACCAGUACAUAGGCAGCAUUAUCUGUCAUGCAGAUGACCUCCUUGUGUACCUUUACCGCCAGCAAGUCUUUCCUAAAGCUUCUCACCAGCUACUCCAGGAGAUAUUCAUCCACAUUCACCAAAUUAUUAGAGACGUGCACCGAUUCCUCUUCUACCUCCAACAGGUUCACCAACGCCUCAACAAUCAGGCCUUUCUCCAAGUCCAACAGGAUCACCGAGGCUGCAACAUCAUCCACUUGGUCAUCACCAGCCUCCACAGGGACCUCCUUGUGAUUCAGCAUCGCCUGUUUAUAAGCCAUCAACUCCCAGACCCCCAAAACUAGUUUGUCAACCCCCAACCACACCACCAAAUCACAUAUCUACCUCAAAUCAGACCAGCAUUAUACACAUCUCCAUCCAUCCAUCCUCCGCCUGCAAGAUCUACCAGCUUCCUGACACCCUUCCAUCCCCCAACAACCUCAAAGCCCUUCUUUUAGCAAUCUGUAAACCACUAUCAUAUCUUAUCUACAUGUCCAACUAUAAAACCUACAUAAAUAUCCGAGUCUUUGGUAACCAACACGUCUUAGUAGAACCCAAAAUCACUGUAUAAAUAAUCACCACCAGCAAUAAAAUGUAUGCUUGUGCAUCCCUAUGUUGCAUUAUCUAGUAAAUCAUGCUUGCAAACUUUUUUGUAAUGAAAUAGGAUAUCAGAA